Messenger RNA from Dimorphilus gyrociliatus, 1861 nucleotides. NCBI's taxonomy places the organism in Eukaryota, Metazoa, Annelida, Polychaeta, Dinophilidae. The record is from the annotation of a GenBank genome assembly.
GGAAUAUCCGCAAACGCCAUAGCAUCUCGGCGAUUUCGAUAUCGAAACACGCCGAUCCGAUAUUCUAUCUAUCACAAGUGUUUGAUUGUAGUAAGUACAAACUUUAUACUCCUAAAAUACAAAAGAUCCCUUAAAGUUUACCACUUUUGAUCUACUAUUCUGUUUAUUUAGAUAGUAAAAACAUCGCAAUUCGAAGUUGCGAACGCGACGCCGUAUGACGCCAUUUUGGAAUAAAACAAUCCGGCGAGCUAUGACAGUGUUUAUUAUCGCCAAACCAGAAAUUAGUUAAUACAAGUGGUCAAAGGUUGCCACACUUGUAUUCCAUUAAGUAAUUCGCGUUUACAGAUCCACAAUGGACGUAAUGGACUUGGAAAUUGAAAAGCAACUUGCUGAACAGCGGGCCGCUGCAUCGUCGAAUGGAGACACUCGAGGUGGAUCAAAAGAAAGGGACAGAGAACGAGAUAGAGACAGAGACAGAGACCGAGACCGAGAUAGAGAAAGACGCCGAGAUGAAUCAAAUAGUAAAGCUGAACGCAAGAGAUCGAGAUCUAAAGAUAGAGAAAGAAGACGUCGAUCCAGAUCAAGAGAGAGAAAAAAGCGAUCGCGUUCCCGUGACAAACGAAAGUCUCGUUCACAAUCUAGAUCACGUCGUCGAAAAUCAAGAUCCAAAUCUAGAGACAGAGGUGAGAGAGAAGAAAAACGCAGGAAGAAGCCGUACAAAUAUUGGGAUAAACCACCAGCAGGAUUUGAACACAUAACGCCCAUGCAGUAUAAAGCCAUGCAAGCGGCUGGACAGAUUCCAGCAAUUAAUUUGAACGUUCCUUCAGCACCAAUGACGAUGCACACUACUAUACCUUUUGCUGGUAAUGCUGUCAGUCGUCAAGCAAGGCGUUUAUACAUUGGAAACAUUCCUUUCGGCGUGACAGAAGAAAUGAUGAUGGACUUUUUCAAUACGCAAAUGAAGAUGGCUGGCUUAGCUCAGGCGGAAGGAAAUCCUGUUAUUGCCUGUCAAGUUAACUUGGACAAGAACUUUGCAUUCUUAGAAUUACGGUCAGUAGACGAGUGUACCCAAGUGACUGCCCUUGACGGAAUCAACUUUAUGGGACAAUCUUUAAAGAUAAGACGUCCCAAAGACUACCAAUCAGUUCCAGGCGCUUUAGAUCCGUUAGGAAAUCUAGCUUUAGCUGGAAUGGUCUCGAAUGUCGUCCAGGAAUCACCGCAUAAGAUAUUCGUUGGUGGAUUACCUAAUUACCUGAAUGAAGAUCAGGUUAAGGAACUUCUUUUGUCGUUCGGAGAACUAAAAUCGUUCAACUUGGUGAAAGAUACAGCCACUGGAUUAUCAAAGGGAUAUGCUUUCUGUGAAUAUGCCGACCCCUUAAUUACAGAUCAAGCAUGUGCCGGUCUGAACGGAAUGCAACUUGGUGAUAAGAAGUUAAUCGUUCAGCGUGCAUCUGUAGGAGCUAAAGCAAUGUCAUCUUCAAUGCCUCAGGCUCCUGUCACUAUUCAAGUACCAGGAUUAGAUGUAACAGCUGUUCAAGCUGCAGGAGUAGCUCACCCAACAGAAGUACUGUGCUUGAUGAAUAUGGUUACUCCAGAAGAACUUCAGGACGACGAUGAAUAUGAAGAUAUUUUGGAUGACGUAAGAGAAGAGUGUGGUAAGUAUGGACAGGUAAAAUCUCUGGAAAUACCUCGACCUAUCCAAGGUGUUGAGGUGCCUGGAUGUGGCAAAAUAUUUGUUGAAUUUUCAUCCACUGUGGAUUGUCAGAAGGCACAACAAGCUCUAACUGGUAGAAAAUUUGCUAAUCGCGUUGUAGUUACUGCUUAUUUCGAUUUGGAUAAAUAUCAUAGGCGAGAGUUUUAA